Andrographis paniculata is the source of this 1109-nucleotide messenger RNA. RefSeq lists its product as uncharacterized. The record is from RefSeq and is a predicted model, not a curated record. The coding region runs from base 169 to 621 and encodes 150 amino acids. NCBI's taxonomy places the organism in Eukaryota, Viridiplantae, Streptophyta, Magnoliopsida, Lamiales, Acanthaceae. The transcript has 2 exons.
UUCAACUGAGAUGGGCUCUGCACAAAAUUCCCGCGCCCUCGCCUUUGCCGCGUUAAUGGAAGCCUUCAAAAAGCUUCUCUUCCCCCCGGGUUCGUGCUCCGACUCUCAUCAAUCCCAAGGGAGCGGCGGGCGGCUAGCGGCGAUCGUUUCUUGAUCGGAUCAGGAAUAAUGCUGGGGAAAGUGAGGGCAUCGUCGAUGAGCUCGCUGGAACAGCUGGAGAUGGAAAGGCCGCCCUCCAAGGUCGUCAAGCACGAUUCCCUCUCCAUCUACGAAUCCACCCUUCUCAAACUUAAACAAGGUUCUCGUUGUAAUCCAAGUUGUAACCAAGAAGAUCCCGCCGCGAUGGACACAUGCUCCAUCACCGGCUCUCCUGAGACUGUUAAGCUGAGUAAUGCCAGCUGCAGCUCAGCCGAAUCAUGUACAACUCCUAGUCCUAGUUUUCAAUCUACGGAAUCUUCUGAAGAGUCGCAUAGUCAGAACAAGUCCAUCUUGUAUUUCUUUUCAAAAUACAAGAACUCAAAGGAAGCGCCGAAGAUCUCAAGUGGCAGUGAAGCAAUGGCUGUCGAGGUUUUAGAUUAUUACCCUUCUUCAUGCAGCAUUUCGACUGCAUCCAGAGGUUGAAUCCUGAAUUACUUGGAAACUGUUUCGGGUAUCGGGUUCAUCUUCUAGGUUCAAGAAAUCUAUUUGAAGGAGGCUAAUAGUGUUUCACUUCAACAGCCCACACUUCAGAUUGCUGGGAUAUGUUGUAAACCACUAGUCUUGUUCGAUGUGUUAUUCUAUAUUGUUAGUUUUUCGAUAUUUUUCACGAUUGCUGUGCUGGGGUGUUGUGUACUGCCCAUACACUUUGUAAUUGAUCUGAUUGUGCAACAGGAAUAGGAUUCAGAACAAUGAGACAUUGAUCCAACAAGAACUUAGAUAAGCACUAGAGAAUACAAUGAAGAUGUAAGAAAUCCAGAUUCUCUGCUGAAUAAUUGGAUAUAAUAUAUUUUGUUUGUCCUUCAAAUGACUUUCUUAUAGUGUUAAGUGUCAACACAUGUUUGUGAUUCAGUAAAUUUAGACAAUUGCUAAAGAGAUUUCCUGUUCAAUAUGUAAGUAAUCAAUAACUCUAC